AUGUUCACUGUAGAAGACGUCCACAGAAUUGCAAAUGAAACAAGAAAAACCACGUUGAAGAUAGUUCAGUCAUCUGAUAAACAACGAACACAGACAACUCAUUCACCAACUGAUCACAUCAGUACUGAACGAAUUGUUAGUAAGACAGAGAAUGUCACUCACCCAAUGUUCACUGUAGAAGACGUCCACAGAAUUGCAAAUGAAACAAGAAAAACCACGUUGAAGAUAGUUCAGUCAUCUGAUAAACAACGACCAAUAUUUAUUCGUUCACCAUUAAAUAAAAUUGAUUCACAAGGAUAUGUUUUUCAACCAAAAAUAGACACCAGUAACGACUUUUCUGUUGAUAAUGAUGUUCAAGACAUAAAAAUUAAAACUAAAGAACAAAAAUAUGAUAUGGUUUUAGAAAUUUUAUUAACACGAACAAAUGCUCAACGCCAACAAAUCGCAUUUCAUUAUAACAAAAUCUUUAAAACUUCAUUAAUGAAUGAAAUGAACAAUGCGAAACCGAAUAAUUUGAAACUAUUACUUCAAGAUCUAUUAACAGAUACAUCAAUUUUAUUUGCUGAAGAAUUGUAUAAGGCAAUAUAUACAUCAAAUUUACAAAUAACAUCUGGUUUAUUGAUGGAUUUCUGGGAAAAUGAAUUUAAUCAAGUGGAAAAUAUUUAUAAAUUAUAUUCGAAUGAAUCAAUUUGGAAGACUAUAGAAAAACGAUUUGGAAAAUCUACACAAGAAUUUAUACAAUGUGUAGUUGAAACAAGAAAAGUUAAAAUUGAACAACAACUAACAGAAGAUGAUGUUUUUAAGCCGGUAGUUAAUAUGAAUGAAGUUAGUAAAACAUUUCAUGUUUUGUUGAAACAAACGAAUUCAGUGGAAGAUAAUCAACAACAGUUAAGUAAUCUUCUCUGUAAACUUAAUCCAUUUCAAAUAGACGAAUUAGAUAUGAUGUACCAACGAGAUUUCAGAAGAGUGUCCUCUGAAUUGAUUCAACGUAGAUCAUCUGGUGAAAUGCAUGAUUUAUUAAUGUCAUUGUAUACUUAUUCUGUAACGAAGCCAAUGUAUUUUGCUACAUUAAUCCAUGAUGCACUUUAUAAAGAACUUAUCGAUAUGCUAACUGCUCAACGUUUACUUAUUUUCCGUUCAGAAAUUGAUUUACAAACAGUAUGUGAUCUAUAUGAAGCAGAAUAUGGAAUCUAUUUGGCAGAUGAUGUAAAACAGAAGUAUUUCAAUAAACAAGAUAAUGCUUUGACAAAUCUUUUAAAGACACAAAAAUCAAUUGUCUUUUAA
Schistosoma curassoni is the source of this 1284-nucleotide messenger RNA. NCBI's taxonomy places the organism in Eukaryota, Metazoa, Platyhelminthes, Trematoda, Strigeidida, Schistosomatidae. The record is from the annotation of a GenBank genome assembly.